AAGAAAUAAUGCAAUUUCCCGUAAUUCAUCCAAUCAUGACGCUGCUUGCGUAUUGUUUCGAUACUGGCUGUUUUACAGAUAGAUAGUUGUAAACAGAUAUAGAUUAGUUGAAUUUUCCAUAAUUUUUUCCAGUAAAGCACAAACACACUCAAACAUAUAGCGCACGCGAUAAGAACAUUUGCGCUAGAGAAUGUGUUUCACAAACAGCCCGAGAAAACCCAACCGAACGAGCGUGGUAUAGAACCGGCAGAGAAGCAAAAAAAAAAAGAGUACAUUUUACUACUCCCAACCACUGUUCCACUACUCUCCAGCAACUGUCAACCGUACGCGUCUGUGGUCUGUGUUUGUGGUGUGUUACCACCUGUGUGAGGGUGCCGAUUAAAACCCUCGCGAAUCAUUCGGCCUCCCGAGCACCCUCUACGAUCGGGCGUUGAUCAACGCGCGCGCGCGCACACGUUCUUUGUGUUGCUCGGGAGGGUUGAUUCUCGCAGUCGAUGGGGUGGUGUGGGUCUUUUCUUUUUUCGGUUGCCAUCCCGGCCAACCCCCACCACAAUCGUAACAUCUCACACACACAUACGCGCGCCCAUUGGACCGCGUUGAGAUGACACGACGCUCCGGUCCGGUGUAGCGCGCGGUUCCCGAUGGAGACGCACUGCGGCAUCGUGUCAGUGACGAUCGUGUGUCGCACCGUACGACUGUGACUCGGCAGCGGAAUUUGCGCUACACGGAAACGCAAGCCGAACAUGUGGCCAAUCAUUGUGAGCGGUACGGCGCUGCUGCUGUCGAUCGCAAUCUGGUGGACGGUGGCGAACUUUGGCAGUGCGCUGCGGUACGCCGGCAAACUUGGCGGCCCGGUAGCGUACCCGCUGGUAGGGAAUGGGUUUCUGUUUAUCAACAAAACACCAGCCGAAUUCCUGCAACUGCUCGGCCGCCUGAUCGCACAGUACGGCAAAUGCUUGCGUGUUUGGCUCGGUACGCAGCUGAUCGUGCUCAUUACCGAUCCGAAGGACAUCGAGAUCCUUCUGAGCAGCCCAAAGUACAUCGAAAAGUCGAGCGAGUACGACUUUGUGCGGCCAUGGCUGGGCGAAGGUUUGCUGAUCAGCAGCGGGCGCAAAUGGCAGACGCACCGGAAGAUCAUUACCCCAACGUUUCACUUCAAAAUACUGGAAGAGUUUAUGGACAUCUUCGACCAGCAGGGCAACACGUUCGUCGACAUACUGCAUCUGUUUGCCAAGUCGGGCGAAACGUUCGAUGUGUUUCCGCUGGUGACGCUGUGCGCGCUGGACGUGAUAUGCGAAUCGGCCAUGGGCACUAAGGUGAAUGCGCAGAUGAACUCGGAAUCGGAGUACGUGAAGGCGGUUAAAGAGAUUACCAAUCUGAUACAGCUGCGUAUCUACGACUUUGUGAUACGGUACGAGUUCUUCUUCCGCCUGUCGGCCAACCGGCGAAGGCAACGGAAAGCCCUGGCCAUCCUGCACGGGUACACUGACAGUGUGAUCCGAACCAGACGCCAGGAGCUGAACGAUCGUGGUGCCGGUCAUGAUGAUGUGCCGGAGGAGGAUGUGCUUGGUCGUAAGAAGCGUAUGGCCUUUCUGGAUAUGUUGCUCCAGUCGACGGUUGAUGGGCGUCCGCUGACCGAUCUGGAAAUACGUGAGGAGGUCGAUACGUUCAUGUUCGAGGGGCACGAUACGACGACGUCCGCUAUUAGCUUCAUGCUGCACAGUUUGGCCCAAAACCCGGACGUCCAGGAGAAAGCGUUCAACGAGGUGCGCAAUAUCGUUGGCGAUGAUCGCAAGCAGCCGGUUACCAUGGCGAUGCUGAACGAUAUGCACUACUUGGAUCUGGUGAUCAAGGAGACGCUUCGGCUGUACCCGUCGGUGCCACUGUUUGGCAGGAAAAUGUUGCAGAAUACGGAAAUUAAUGGUAAAAUAUUUCCCGCCGGCAGCAACGUGAUAGUGCUGCCGUUCUUUAUGGGCCGCGAUCCGGACUGUUUUGCCAAUCCGGAGAAGUUCGAUCCGGAACGGUUCAACGUGGAACGGUCGGCCGAGAAGACGAACCCUUACCAGUACAUUCCGUUCAGUGCCGGGCCGCGCAACUGCAUCGGACAGAAGUUUGCCGUAACGGAGCUGAAGAGUUUGGUGAGCAAGGUGUUGCGCAACUACCAGCUGCUUCCACCGGAACAGGUGCGCGAGGAAACGUUCAUUGCGGAGCUAAUCCUGCGCCCGGAGCACGGCAUACCGAUAAGGGUUAAGCAACGGUGCUGCGGAAUAAAUGGCAAUGGCUGCCGCUGGUCGGCAGUGGCUCAGUGGCUGAUUAGAAGCCAAAGGAGCAACGUGCAACGUGCUGCAGUGUUACGCAAACAAAACAAAGAAAAAAAAAACGUUACGAGAAUGGUGUACUCCACGCUAGUGGUCCUGCUGGCACUGGGCAGCCUGGCCGUGGUCUAUCUGUACCGGCGGUUUGGCGAGAUGCUGAAGCACACCGGCAAGCUGGGUGGCCCACCGGCCUAUCCGAUCCUCGGGAAUGGGUUAAUGUUUCUCAACAAAUCGCCCGCUGCUUUUCUACGGAUCAUUGGGGAGUUGUUACAGCGGUACGGGGACUGCUUUCGCGUUUGGCUCGGUACCCAGCUGGUGAUCGUGAUGGGCGAUCCAAAGGAUAUUGAGGUACUGCUGAGCAGUCCGAAGUAUAUCGACAAAUCGACCGAGUACGACUUCAUCCGACCCUGGCUGGGCGAGGGUUUGCUCACAAGCCGUGGCCGCAAAUGGCACACCCACCGGAAGGUGAUCACGCCGACGUUUCACUUCAAAAUACUGGAACAGUUUGUGGAGAUAUUCGAUCGGCAGAGCAGCACGUUCAUCAAGGUGCUGGAACCGUUUGCCGCGUCGGGCAAUUCGUUCGACAUCUUCCCGCAGGUGACACUGUGCGCGUUGGAUGUGAUAUGUGAGUCAGCUAUGGGAACGAAGGUGAAUGCACAGAUCAACUCUACUUCCGACUAUGUGCUAGCAGUAAAGGAGAUCACGAAUCUCAUUCAGCUGAGAUUUUACGAUUUUCUCAUCCGGUAUGACAUUUUCUUCCGCCUAUCCGCGAACGCUCGCAAGCAAAGGAAGGUGCUGCAGGUGCUGCACAGCUACACGGACAGUGUGAUCAAGGGCCGGCGUCAGCAGCUCGCAAGCAUACAGCAAAGUGGUGCACAGGAAGAGGCAAGCGAUCAGGAUCUGGGCAUCAAGAAGCGGAUGGCCUUUCUGGACAUGCUGCUCCAGUCGACGAUCGAUGGCCGUCCGCUGACCGAUCUCGAGAUACGCGAGGAGGUGGACACGUUCAUGUUCGAGGGGCACGAUACGACGACGUCUGCGAUAAGCUUCUUGCUGCACAGUUUGGCCCAAAACCCAACCAUACAGGAGAAGGUGUUCGAUGAGGUGAGGAACGUGGUGGGCGAUGAUCGUACGCGUCCGGUCACUAUGGCGAUGCUGAACGACAUGCGCUACUUGGAUCUCGUGAUCAAGGAGACGCUUCGGCUGUACCCGUCGGUGCCAAUGAUUGGAAGGAAGAUGCAGGAAACGGCCGAAAUCAAUGGAAAGAUCAUCCCAGCCGGUGCCAAUCUGAUCAUUAUGCCGUUCUUCCUUGGCCGUGAGGCACGCUACUUCCCCGAGCCGGAGAAGUUCGAUCCGGAACGGUUCAACGUGGAACGAUCGGCCGAAAAAACGAACCCUUACCAGUACAUUCCGUUCAGUGCUGGACCGCGCAACUGCAUCGGACAGAAGUUUGCCGUGGCUGAGCUGAAGAGUUUGGUGAGCAAAGUGUUGCGCCAUUACGAGAUUUUACCACCGAUCGGGAAGCAGGACGAAUCGUUCAUUGCGGAACUAAUCCUGCGACCGGAGCAUGGUGUGUUUGUGCGGUUGAAGCCGCGGGUGUACUAGGGAGGGGAAGACACAAGACAUAAUCUGCGUAUGUGAUAUGUACAGCUAAGGGAAGUUGUUGGCGUGAUAAAAAGCUUUUGAUUUGAUUGUUACUGUUGCAUUUUGUGGUGCGAAUAGAGGAAGAGUAAACAUUUUAAUAAAGUUUUGAAAUUCAUUGUUUAUUGUUAUUGUAAAAAAAUAUGGAAA
Messenger RNA from Anopheles merus, 4103 nucleotides. RefSeq lists its product as uncharacterized. The record is from RefSeq and is a predicted model, not a curated record. Lineage: Eukaryota; Metazoa; Arthropoda; Insecta; Diptera; Culicidae. Bases 744 to 3917 code for a protein of 1057 amino acids. Gene Ontology annotation, molecular function: monooxygenase activity; oxidoreductase activity, acting on paired donors, with incorporation or reduction of molecular oxygen; iron ion binding. The transcript is spliced from 12 exons.